AUGCAAGAAGCAUCUGAAUCAUUCGUCAAUGGUGUCGAUUGGAGUAACAGUGCUGAACCUACAUCACAUUGUUGGUUUCAUUACUCUUGCGAAACAUCUUCUACUUCGCGUUUGUGUGCUUAUAUUUCGUGUAAAAACCGUAAAUCAACUUCCGAUUUCCCUCUUAUUCAAUGCGCAACUUGUUUAUUAAUCGUACAUGCUACUCAUCUUUCUGAAUUAGAAGAAUCUACAACGACUGAUCAUCAUAAAAUUCCACCAUGUCGACCGUCAUUCGUAGAUGAUAACAUAGCAGACAAUGUCGAUAUGCACGAUCAACAUUAUUGGUCACACGUUUCAACUCUUUCAACACCAUGCACAUAUUGCAAACGUAAAUCAUCGGAUGGUCUUGUAU
Adineta steineri is the source of this 391-nucleotide messenger RNA. Lineage: Eukaryota; Metazoa; Rotifera; Eurotatoria; Adinetida; Adinetidae. The record is from the annotation of a GenBank genome assembly.